AUUAUAUAUAUAUAUGGUGAGACCCCAUCACUUUAUCUCUACAAACCUAAGCUCAGAAAUUAAACCAAUCAAUUGAAGAUGGAGCGUAAUUAUGAAGGUGUAGAUAUAGUUAUAGUAGGUGCUGGCUUAGCUGGUCUCACCACAGCUUUAUCCCUUCACAGGUUGGGUUUGAGGAGCUUGGUACUGGAGUCGUCAGAGAGAUUGCGAAUUACCGGAUUUGCCCUUACAUUAUGGACAAAUGGUUGGAGGGCGAUGGAUGCCGUCGGAAUUGGGAACUCUCUCAGACAAAGGUCCACUCAAAUGAAAGGGUUGAAGAUCGCGUCUCCUGAUACGGGUCUUUUUACUUCAGAAACAGCACUUGACAAAGAUGGAAAAUUUGAGGGUUAUGAAAGCCGAUGCGUUAGGAGAAAGGAUUUACUAGAGACACUGGUGAACGAGUUGCCACCAGGCACCAUUAGAUAUUCUUCCAAGGUUGCAACCAUCGAUGAGCUCGGCCGGUUCAAAUUGGUGCACCUAGCCGAUGGGUCCAUUCUUAAAACCAAGGUGCUGAUUGGGUGUGAUGGAGUUAACUCGGUGGUCGCGAAAUGGUUGGGUCUAGGGACACCAGUUAGCGUUGGAAGAUCGGCUAUACGUGGUUUGGUGGAGUUCCCGAAUGGCACCGGAUUCGAUCCUAUGUUCCAUGUUAAAUUUGGAGGCGGCGUACGCUUUGGAUUUCUUCCAAUCGAUGAAAAGACCGUAUACUGGUUUUGCACGUUCACCCCGUCUCAAGUUCCAUCUUACGAAGAAGAUUGGCCAGAGAACCCGAUCAAAAUGAAACAAUUCGUCUUGAGUCAAAUCGACAAGAUGCCUGAAGAAGCACAAAAUGUAGUGGAAAGAACACCGCUAGAUAAACUCUCUUGUGCACAGUUAAAGUUCAGAUUGCCAUGGAAUGUUUUAUUUGGCAACAUAGUAAAGAACAAUGUUUGCGUAGCGGGGGAUGCUCUUCAUCCCAUGACUCCCGACAUAGGUCAAGGCGGAUGUUCGUCUCUAGAAGAUUCCGUGGUGCUUGGAAGGUGCCUCGGGGAGGCGUUUUUGAAGAAAUCGAACGAAGAAGAUGAUGAAUUUGAGAGAAUCGAAAAGGGUUUGGAGAAAUAUAGAAAGGAUAGGAGAUGGAGAAGCUUUAGGCUCAUUAGUGUUGCUUAUUGUGUGGGGUUUAUACAAGAGAGCAAGGGGAAAAUGAUGAGUUUCUUGAGAAAAGUAUGGUUUUCUAGCUACACUGCUAAUGCUUUCCUUAAGAUGGCUAAUUUUGAUUGUGGUGACCUUGUUUUAUGAAUCGGAAAUCGGCAAUCUUUUUCGAGCAUUGUCGCCGAGGACGGUUUGCAUGACGUUUAAUUCGAGUCUUAUUGUUGAACAACAUUAAUAAAAGAUUUGACUUCACAAUUUUGUUUCCUA
Molecule: messenger RNA, 1431 nt
Organism: Cynara cardunculus var. scolymus (artichoke)
Lineage: Eukaryota; Viridiplantae; Streptophyta; Magnoliopsida; Asterales; Asteraceae
Product: monooxygenase 2-like
Exons: 6
Coding region: 79-1311 (410 amino acids)
Molecular function (GO): FAD binding
Source: RefSeq, a predicted model, not a curated record